Molecule: messenger RNA, 4730 nt
Organism: Spirodela intermedia
Lineage: Eukaryota; Viridiplantae; Streptophyta; Magnoliopsida; Alismatales; Araceae
Source: the annotation of a GenBank genome assembly
AUGGCCACGGUGACGGCUCUCCGGAAGCUCUCCUCCGCCGCCGGCGCCGCCGGCGUGAGGUCCCUCGCGCGGCCCGGGCUCUUCAAUGGUGGCUCCCUAUAUUACAUGGUGAGCGCCGGGGAUUCCUUUCUUCUUCAACUUCCUCUUUUUCUUACUCCUCUCUACCACCCGAGCUCCGUACCCUGCUUCUUCCUCGUUCCCGAUUCUCCACGAUGGGAGGGAGGAUCGGGACGACGAUCGACAAGUGCUGAAUCUGCGAUGACACUUGGUAUCCCCGCCUCGCCUGACCCUCUCUGUCUUUUUUCAUCCGCAGUCGUCGUUGCCACACGAGGCGGUGCAGGAGAAGCCGAGACCUCACGUGACGGUGAGUUACGCUCGUUGUCUUCAUGUUCCUUCUCUCUUCAUGCACUUCAGCGCCCGCUCACGCGAGUGGAGUCGUGAAUUCCGAAUGACUUCCGCUGCUGGUCGUCUUGGAUUGAUCUGGAGGCGUUUUAUGAUAAUGUAGUGGCCGAAGCAGCUUAAUGCCUCGCUGGAGGAAGUGGAUCCGGAGAUGGCGGAUAUCAUCGAAUUGGAGAAGGCCAGGCAAUGGAAGGUGCCCCUCACCAGAUGCAUUCCUGCAUUUGUUCUUGUUCUCUGCUGCCCAUUUUCUUCGAGCUAGUUAGUCGAAUUCUGUGAUGUCGAGCGUAAAUGACCUUCGUCCCAUAUUACUCUGGAUUUGUUUCUUCUUACCCGAGAACCUUUUGAAAACUCUUCUCUCUUCCUCGAUUGAGUAAUCGCAACGUCUCUGGUUUCUUGAUCCACUCUGUUUUUCUGCUCUGUCAUGCGAGAGUUAAAGGUGGCGUAGCGUGAAUGGAAGUUACUUACUCUUAUAUCCUUCGUUUCUUUCAAUGAAGGGACUAGAACUCAUUCCUUCAGAGAAUUUCACGUCGUUGUCAGUGAUGCAAGCGGUAGGAUCCGUCAUGACCAACAAGUACAGUGAAGGCUACCCAGGUGCAAGAUACUAUGGUGGAAAUGAGUACGCAACGCACCUCUUUACCGGCUUGGAAUAUUUGAGUUGCAUUCCAAAAUGAGCAUACUUUGAUUAUUUAAUGAGUGGCUUAGUCACUUUGUGGAAUUUCAGUUCCUUUUACUGAUUACCAGCUUUGGCUUCUUCUCAGGUAUAUCGACAUGGCGGAAACGUUAUGCCAGAAGCGUGCUUUGGAAGUUUUCAGACUGGAUCCUGCAAAAUGGGGAGGUACAAUGAGCAAAUCGUUCACUUUCAUUCUACUAAGCUUGGAGUUCCCCAAUGAAGUGCUCACUACAGUGUGCUUUCAUUUUCAGUGAAUGUUCAGCCAUUAUCAGGAUCGCCUUCUAAUUUCCAUGUGUACACCGCCCUCUUGAAGCCUCAUGAGAGAAUCAUGGCCCUCGAUCUUCCUCACGGUGGACAUCUUUCUCAUGGGUAUCAGGUGCAAAAGGAUCCCUAUGCAGAGUUUUGUAGAAGUUCUUUUUACUAAGGUUCUCCAAUGGUUGCAACUGGUGGACCACAGUAGCUUGUAUAUAUUGAUUGAUGUCAAGUAAAAGAAUAUAAAAUAAAAAUUCGGAAGGAACAUUCAUGGUUUAAUACGCCCAAGGUGGAUUCCUAAAGUUAUGGCAGUGACCUUCCUCUCCCAACCUACUGGUUCUAUCUUAUUUUUCAGCAGGGUUGUGAUAUGUUGGAAAACAUCAUUCCUAUUUCAUCUUUUAUUUGCGGCUGGGUCAGAGUUUAUCUGGUUAUGCUUAUUGGUCGCUGUAAUGCUGAAUUUGUGGGUGUCUUCUAAAUCCGUCUUUUCUUGUUAAUUGUCAUAUAGGAACUGGACAUAAAGCUUUACUAAUUGUAAUGAAUAAAACGCUCAAUGCCAAUAUCUAACGAAACUGCUCUCUAAAGUUUCUGUUAUCGUGUGUGAAAAAUUCUCCACGAAGAUCCAGUACACUUGCCUCCUCUGUUCUCAAGUGACACAUUUUCACUGGACAGCAGUUUGCCUGCUCCCAAAAGUAGGAAACUGUAGAAUUCCAAAGUGCUACCAUGUUGGAUGUGUUUGACGCAUUUUGUAUUAAGAAGCAGUUCUUGUGUCUACGAUGCUGCAUGAUAAAGUUUUUGUAUGGUCAAACUGUAAUCGGACUGUUACAUUUUUGUACGUAGUGUUUGGCCCAAAGAGUUGUACCAAAUGACGCAGAAGUAUCAAUUAUUUGCUUCUUUUCUUUAGAAUAUCUAUUAAAAAUGUGCUUUGUGCAUCCUUUUUCUCUUGAAAUAUCUUGUCAGCUCAUUUGUGCCCUCUGUCUGGGAUCUCUGAGUUACUUUUAAAGUUAUGAUUCCACAGAUUCCCGUUUGGAUUGUCAUUUUUCUUUUUUUCUAUUCUCGUUUCAGACGGAUACCAAGAAGAUCUCUGCUGUAUCCAUAUUUUUCGAGACAAUGCCGUACAGGCUGAAUGAGAGCACUGGAUACAUUGAUUAUGACCAGGUAACCUAAUGUUUUCGCAUUGUAUUCGUUCUGAUAAAUUACAGAAUUCCGCAUUGAUCAAAUAGGGUUAGACCAGAUGGCUUGUGUGUUAGAAGAGUCUCGUAGGUCAAUAUAUUAGUUUGAAUCUUAUGAUUAUCAGCUUAUUAUGCGUCAACUCUGGGCUAGUUAUCUAGGUUCCUGCAUUGUUUCCAUGUCCAUUUUGAUAUCCAAAUUUUAUAAAGAUUUUCUUGUCUGGAAGAAGCCUAUAGCCUUUUAUUCAAAUAUAUUACGCUUUUUCCUACUACAGCUGGAGAAGAGUGCAACCCUUUUUCGGCCAAAAUUAAUAGUUGCCGGAGCCAGUGCAUAUGCUCGUCUGUAUGACUAUGCCCGUAUCAGAAAGGUAAUCUCACUCCCCCUCUCUCUCUCACUCCCCCUCCCCCUCCCCCCCUUCAGGUUUGUUUACCUGUCUGUGCUAACUUGUCUCUGAUAUUAUUUACUGACGAAGCUGUUCAUUUUUUUUUUCAUCAUUCUGACAGGUCUGUGACAAACAGAAAGCUAUUCUUUUGGCUGAUAUGGCACACAUCAGUGGCUUGGUGGCGGCUGGUGUUAUUCCCUCUCCUUUUGAAUAUGCUGAUGUAGUAACGACUACGACUCACAAGUCUCUUCGUGGCCCACGUGGAGCCAUGAUAUUUUUCAGGAAGGGUUUAAAAGAAGUCAACAAAAAAGGGGAAGAGGUGGGUUGGAAAAGACCGUGGCCGUUCACUUAGCUUAUUUCUUCAGUUUUGUAUCUAUUUAUUUUCUGUGUCUCGCCUGUCUUUUUUUUUCACAUUGUGCUCUGGAUAUUAUGACCAUGCACUUUGCAUGCUAUCAUUGAUGAAGUUGUAUGUGUCAUCUUUCGUCCAAAGGUUAUGUACGACUACGAGGAUAAGAUCAACCAAGCUGUCUUCCCUGGCCUUCAAGGGGGGCCGCACAACCAUACCAUUUCUGGUUUAGCUGUUGCGCUCAAACAGGUAUGGAUGAUGUCCAAAUUAGUGAUUGGAAGUGGGCAAUCUCGUGGACAUACCAAUCACUUCAUAGUCUGAUUUUGUUUAAGACUGUUGUCGUCAAUCCUGUUAUUCGCCUGCUAACGUCCGAACUUCCAUUUUUGGUUGAUUGCAGGCUAUGACCGCCGAGUAUAAAGCGUACCAAGAACAAGUUCUUAGCAAUUGUUCAAAGUUUGCUCAGGUAAAAGCGGAACAACUCUUUUCUAUCUUCGCUAAGGAAUUUAGUGCGCUUCUUAGACAUUAAAGUGAGGCACAUUCGCUCUAUGACUAUUCUAUUGACCUCUUUAAGUAAAUGAUGGUGCAGACUCUAAUGGCGAAAGGCUACGAACUUGUCUCUGGUGGGACAGACAAUCAUUUGGUCCUAGUGAACCUGAAGAGCAAGGUGAGUGAUACCGGAAACGUUGUUCACUGCUCUCCCGUACGAAAUCGUUUGAUAAAUUCCGCAUCAAAAUCCAAUGUGGGCACUGUUUUCUUCUGGUGGGAUGUAGGCCAAUUCAUGGUGCCAUGUUUAUCAUAUUCACGUUAAAAAAGAAAAGAAAAGAAAAGAAAAGAAAAGAAAAGAAAAGAAAAGAAAAGAAAAGAAAAGAAAAGAGGCUAAUCAAUUUUAUUUUAUUUUAUUGACUUUUUGGGCUUCAAUGUGCAGGGGAUCGACGGAUCUAGGGUAGAAAAAGUUCUGGAAAUGGUCCACAUCGCAGCCAACAAGAACACGGUCCCUGGUGACGUCUCCGCCAUGGUCCCUGGCGGCAUUCGGAUGGGUAUGCGCCGACCUCCUCAGGCGGGAAUUCUUCUUCUCUGAGCUGUGCUUCGAUGUACUUGGCUUUUCACGGCCUGCCUGUGUUCACUCAGGAACGCCGGCCCUCACAUCCAGGGGAUUUGAUGAGGAAGAUUUUGCGAAGGUGGCCGAGUUUUUCGACGCUGCCGUCAACUUGGCGCUGAAGAUAAAGGGUGAAACGAAAGGUGCGCUCAUUCGGUCCCCUCCUCGGGUGUGGCCGAGGAAUGAAUGCUCUCGACGAUUUCCCCUUCUUUCUUUCUGGCUGACUCGUCUCUACUCGACUCGACUCGACUCUUUGGCGCGCUCUGCAGGGACCAAGCUGAAGGAUUUCCUGGCCACGAUCGAGGCCUCCGCCCCGAUCCAAUCCGACAUCAAGAAGCUCCGCCACGAUGUCGAGGAGUACGCCAAGCAGUUCCCGACGAUCGGGUUCGAGAAGGAGUCGAUGAAAUACAAGGUCUGA